Molecule: messenger RNA, 6605 nt
Organism: Diabrotica virgifera virgifera (western corn rootworm)
Lineage: Eukaryota; Metazoa; Arthropoda; Insecta; Coleoptera; Chrysomelidae
Product: collagen alpha-5(IV) chain-like
Exons: 17
Coding region: 105-6188 (2027 amino acids)
Cellular component (GO): collagen trimer
Molecular function (GO): extracellular matrix structural constituent
Source: RefSeq, a predicted model, not a curated record
CGGGGGAGGUAUUCGAGAAAAGGACGCCGGUCUCGCGGAGGCUUUGCGAGAGCUUUAAGGCGGCUUAGUGGGGAGGACAUCAUCCGCAACGCCGGCUAAGAAACAUGGAGCUAGUUGCCAUGACGCUGCGGCCUGGCUUGUGCCGGGCGACAGCCCUACUAGUUCUUUUGCUCGUGACGAUAGUGAACGCGAAUAGAAAGUGUGGAGGUUGUUCGAAUCCCUACAAAGAUUGGAAAUGCGAUUGUUCGGGGAUAAAAGGAACUCCUGGGCUCGAAGGUAUUCACGGAGCUCCUGCUAGAUCUGGAGAUUAUGGUGAUCCAGGUUAUCCGGGACCACCAGGACCAAAAGGAGAAAAAGGAUCUGAUGGAGAAUACGGAAUUUUUGGAGAUAAAGGACCUAGGGGAGACGAAGGACCUCCAGGACUACAAGGAAUAUCAGGCCGACCAGGAGAACAAGGAGAAGUUGGUGUUAGAGGUUCACCGGGUCUAGACGGUUUCGAUGGAGCAGAUGGAGCACCUGGUGUAUCAGGUAGAUCAGGACGACCAGGUCAACGCGGUUCUCCAGGUCCCGAUGGUGCCCAAGGAUUAUCCGGAGAAGCAGGAGACGGAGGAGGAAAUUCCAUUGGGGUGAAAGGAGAAAUGGGUAUAGCUGGAGUAGAUGGCUUUCAAGGUAUUAACGGUUUUCAAGGUCCCAGAGGAUCUAUGGGUUACCGCGGUUCACCAGGUUUUCCAGGACUUACGGGUGAGGCGGGACCUAAAGGAGUGCAGGGAGACGCAGGAGACACCAGAUAUGGUGGGCCGGGUCAACGUGGUAGUGAUGGAGACCAAGGGCCAAAAGGAGAAAAGGGUGAAGGGUUUGCCAAAGGAGAUUGGAAUCAGGAACCGAUUCGUUACCAUUUGAAGGGAGAACCAGGAGAAAAGGGUCAGAAGGGUGAAAUGGGAGAAUGGGGAGUCAAAGGUCGCAUGGGAGAUCAUGGUCAACCUGGUAUACCCGGACGUAAAGGAGAAACUGGUUUCAAAGGAGAUCCUGGUGAAGAUGGACCAUUUGGAAAGCAGGGCCGUCCAGGUCCUCUCGGACCACCGGGUGAAAAAGGAGAUAAAGGAGCACCUGGAUACGAGGGAGACUAUGGCCGAGAUGGAUCUAAAGGAUGGCCUGGAGAACCAGGACGACAAGGUUUUCCAGGUGAACAAGGUAAAGAGGGACCACCAGGUAUAUAUGAUCCUACUUAUGACGAACCAGCAAAAAUUGGAAGCCCAGGUAGGCAAGGACCUGAAGGAUAUCCUGGGGAUAUAGGUAUGUCUGGAAUUCCCGGACGACAAGGAAGUCCAGGACCGUUAGGGGAACCAGGAAAGCCAGGACCACCAGGAAGACCCGGUUUACCCGGGCUUAAGGGAUUAAGUAUUAAAGGAGAACGAGGUCCAGAUGGGCUACAAGGACGACCAGGCAACACAGGCCCUCCUGGAGAACCGGGUUUAGUAGGACCAUUUGGAGAAAAAGGUUUUAAAGGAGAAACAGUAUAUGGACCUACAGGAGCUGCGGGUAUUCCAGGUCUCCCAGGAUACGACGGACCACCGGGAGAAAGAGGAAGUACUGGAGACCGAGGAUUAAAAGGAUAUCCCGGAGUUGGCCCACCAAUUCAAGGACCCCCAGGUGAACCAGGCGCACGUGGAUCUCCUGGAUUUUCCGGUGACCCGGGUUAUCAGGGUAUGAACGGAUUCCCUGGAUUAAAAGGAAGGCGUGGUGACGAUUGUGGAGUAUGUAGACCAGGACUGCCAGGACAAAAAGGAGAUAAGGGUGAUGGUGGUCGAUUCGGUCGACCUGGAUUCACGGGAUACCAGGGAUUACCAGGUCCCCGUGGACCUAAAGGACUAGAUGGCCUACCGGGUCCCGCAGGAAAGGAAGGAUUAGAUGGAUCACCAGGAUCGGAUGGUCUGGAAGGUGUUCCAGGUCCACCAGGUAACCCGGGUAUACUCAUAUAUCCUGCAGGCAAUCUCAUAAAAGCAGAUGAAGCUGAAAUCGGAGAUGCUGGUUACCCAGGAAUUACAGGACCAGAAGGACCUCCUGGUCCAAAAGGUCCAUUUGGCGAAGAGGGAUUCAUUGGUUUUAAAGGAGAACGGGGAGAUGUUGGUGAAAGUGGAAAUCCUGGUAGAGAUGGAUUGGCUGGAUUAAAUGGUUUGCCGGGAGAGAAAGGGGAACCGACUUCUGCAACCAAGGAAGAGCUGAGGGGAUUUACCGGACUGAAAGGUGUAGCAGGUAGAAAAGGUGAACCUGGUAGGCCAGGGGCGAGAGGUAUUGAAGGUACAAUAGCUGGAAGUCUCCAGAGGAAUAGAGGUGACAGAGGAAUUGUAGGAGAUUUUGGAGAGCCAGGAUAUGAGGGUAGGCCAGGAGAAAAAGGCUUUAUGGGUUCUCCGGGUUGGCCAGGUCUUCCAGGUCCAGCAGGAGAACAAGGUGUAUCGUACGUAGGGCCUCAAGGUUUGAAAGGAUAUCCAGGAAUUGCGGGAGAUCAUGGUUUUUCUGGAAGUCCUGGUGAACCAGGUAAUAGAGGACUUGAUGGUAUACCAGGUUUAGAAGGACCUAAGGGAGAUAGAGGUGAUAACGGACGGCCAAUUUUAUAUGGAGAUAUGGGAUACCCUGGACCUAAAGGCAUAAAAGGUUUAGCAGGCGACUUUGGACCAGCUGGACGAUCUGGUCUAUCUGGUAUACCUGGACCUAAAGGAGAAAGAGGUCCCAAAGGAGCUCCGGGAUAUUAUGGAUCACCUGGUUUGCCUGGACUUAAAGGUCAAAGAGGAUCCGUAAUUCCUGGUGCGCCAGGUAGAAUGGGAGCUCCAGGACAACCUGGAGCCAAAGGUCAAUACGGAGAUAUUGGAGAGUCAGGAGAAGAUGGAAAUCCUGGACAAGACGGAUUAUAUGGAGCCAAAGGAGAACCAGGUUUCAUGGGACCAAGGGGAUCUCCCGGAGACGCAGGUCCAGUCGGAUACCCUGGACACAGGGGAGCAAAUGGUUUUCCCGGUUCACCAGGUGCACAAGGAAAUCGAGGUGAUUUGGGUCUCAGAGGUCCAGCGGGUCCUUCAGGUCCGAAAGGAUUAGUCGGUCCUUUCGGUUCAAAAGGGGAGCGUGGUAAUGUAGGACCAGCAGGUGGAGUAGGUUUUUCAGGACAAAAAGGUUUACCAGGACCAAUUGGAGAUAUUGGUGUACCUGGAUGGUCAGGAGAGAAGGGAGAAUCUGCGGUUAGUGGACAACAGGGAGAUCAAGGAGAACCUGGCAUACCUGGACAACGAGGUUACCCUGGAAGGGAUGGUUUGCCAGGCAUACGUGGGCAACCUGGAGAGCCGGGUAUCGAUGUAGUAGGAUAUGCUGGAUCUAAAGGCGAACGAGGUCAAACAGGACCAAACGGUUAUAAUGGUAGGCCAGGAAUUAAAGGAAAACAAGGUGAUCAUGGAGGUGUAGGCUACUCAGGUGCAAGAGGUGACAAGGGAUCCAGUGGUCUCGCAGGAAGAUCGGGACUCGUUGGAUUAGCUGGCUUCAAAGGAGAGCGUGGUGACGUGGGUUUUUCUGGAGUUAACGGUACUAAGGGAGAAAGAGGUAUGGACGGGUUUAACGGACGUGCAGGAAGACCUGGUGCACCAGGAGAUAUGGGUUAUCCAGGAAUGAUAGGAAUGCCUGGUGUCAGAGGUCAAAAAGGUAACAGAGGUCCAGCCGGUCGUCAAGCUUUUGGUAUUGCAGAAAAAGGAGAUAUUGGUGACUAUGGCAUGACUGGAAUUCAGGGUCUAAAAGGUAUUCAAGGAGAUAUAGGAUAUCCAGGGCCAACAGGUUCAAGAGGUGAAGUUGGUGCGAUUGGUUUACCAGGCUUAUCAGGAGAACCAGGUUAUCCCGGUCUCCCAGGCGAUAGAGGAGACAUUGGUUUUGAAGGUGCGCCAGGUAUACCUGGACAAAACGCAGAACCAGGGGAAAGAGGGCGGCCUGGAUUCGAUGGUAGUCCCGGACGUCCCGGUUUUCCUGGACAAAAAGGUGCUCCUGGAAAAUUCGGACCUGAUGGACAAAUGGGACGAGCUGGUUUACCGGGAUUAUCAUUAAAUGGUGUCAAAGGAGAAAGAGGAGAUUUUGGUUUGAUGGGAUUCCCAGGAUUACCUGGAUCCGAAGGAAGACCCGGUGUCAUAGGAAAAAGAGGUCGACCUGGAGCACCUGGAGUUAGAGGUGAACCUGGCUAUUCUGCUUAUAGUGCUAAGGGAGAACAAGGUGAUGUUGGAUUUAGAGGUGCGCCAGGAUUCAACGGAACGAAAGGAGAGCGCGGUACUGCUGGACUCGAUGGUUUAUCUGGACCUACAGGUCCUUCUGGACUUAAAGGAAUGAUGGGCAUGUUUGGAUUCGAAGGCCAGAACGGAUUUCCCGGAUUAAGAGGACAAAAGGGAGAACCAGGUGACUAUGCUAUUGAUGCACAACCAGGUGAACUGGGUGACAUUGGUUUACCAGGAAUGGACGGUUCUAGAGGAUUACAAGGAUUACCAGGCCGGGGUGGGGCACCAGGAAUACGUGGUGCGAUGGGUGAUAGAGGUGACACUGGUCUUGCUGGUCUUCCUGGUUUAAACGGUCCUAAAGGAAUGAGAGGAAUGCCAGGUUUCAAUGGUCGUGUCGGUGUUAAAGGUUACAGAGGUGCUAAGGGAGAACGUGGUGAACCCGCUCCACAAUAUUUAGGACCUCAGAGCAGAGGAUUCCACUUCACAAGGCAUUCUCAAUCAGAAAUCGUACCCGUUUGUCCAAAAAAUACUGUCAAAAUGUGGGACGGUUAUUCGUUAUUGCAUAUUAUGGGGAACGAAAGAUCUCAUGGCCAAGAUUUAGGGGCCCCAGGAAGUUGCCUAAGAAAAUUCAAUACCAUGCCUUUCCUGUUCUGUAACAUUAACGAUGUCUGCGAUUAUGCCCAGAGCAACGAAUACAGUUACUGGUUGUCCACCACUGAACCUGUACCAAUGACGAUGACACCCAUUGCCGCUCAAAAUGUCCAAAGAUACAUUUCAAGGUGUUCUGUUUGUGAAGCGCCUACCAGAGUAGUUGCAGUUCAUAGUCAAGCUACGGAAAUUCCUCAGUGUCCUCAAGGUUGGGAAGAAUUGUGGGUCGGAUACAGUUUUCUGAUGCACACAGACGCUGGAGCAGAAGGUUCAGGCCAAUCUCUAGUGUCCCCAGGUUCAUGUCUGGAAGAAUUCAGACCUAAACCCUUCCUCGAGUGUCACGGCCAUGGAACCUGCAACUACUACACAACAGCCGUUUCGUAUUGGCUCGCCACGAUCGAGAACUACUCAAUGUUCCGCAAACCCAGACCGGAGACUCUGAAGGCUGGUUCACUGACACAGAAAAUCAGUAGGUGCUCAGUUUGUAUUAAACGCAGGAUCGACUCAAGACGACCCAACCAACCUGUACCUGAAGUACCUAGCGAAAUUAACCAACCUUAUAGGUCCCCUGGUAACAGACCAACAUAUCAACCAUCAUAUCCAUCAUCAUCUGGAUCGUCAUCAGGUUCAUACACUGGCUCACAAUACAGAUCGUCUUCUGGAUCACAAUAUGGCGGUUCUGGAUCACAAUAUGGUGGUUCUUCUGGAUCACAAUAUGGUGGUUCUUCUGGAUCACAAUAUGGCGGUUCUUCUGGAUCACAAUAUGGCGGUUCUGGAUCACAAUAUGGCGGUUCUUCUGGAUCACAAUAUGGCGGUUCUUCUGGAUCACAAUAUGGCGGUUCUGGAUCACAAUAUGGCGGUUCUUCUGGAUCACAAUAUGGCGGUUCUUCUGGAUCACAAUAUGGCGGUUCCUCUGGAUCACAAUAUGGUGGCUCUUCUGGAUCCCAAUCAUCACCGGGAUCACCGUACGGAACAUCUUCCGCAAGUUCCCCGUACGGACCUUCAUACGGAUCUUCUUCAGCGGGAUCGUCAUCAAGUUCAGGCAGGCAAUACCCUCCGUACUACCAACCGGGCACCGGUCGUUCAGCUGCUGAGAAUUCAACGAGUACUUCGCAACGUAGAGCGCAUAGACCAGUCGGCUACAGACCUCAGAAUCCUCCACCCGGCUUUAUAAGUCCUACUGGUACCGCCAAUCCAAAUCUUAGAAAUCUCAACAACCCCCCCAGAACGAGAGUUCGCAACGGUACACAGUACAGAAGAAGGAGGCCAAACUAUGCUAGACUCCAAAAUUCAUCAACACAGUGACGCACUUGAUGUGCCAUAGAUUUCUAAUGUAACUUUAUUGUAAUUAAUGUACAGUAUAUAAUAUAAGAAAAUAGUAGCUUAUAUAAAGCUUUAAACGACUUGUGAUUCCUAUAUCGCUGUAUGUAAGCCGCUGUUGAAAGUAUAGAUAUAUUUAACAAAUUUUUUAGUUGUAAUUUCGCGAGAAAUGUAAAGAACGUAAAAAAUCGACUAAAAGAUGACCAAGCAUAGCUUGAUCUAUGGUGUUAUGUAGCCAACGUUUUAAUUUGGUGCCAUACUUUUACACUUUAAAUAAAUUUGUAUUUUUGUUUAAGCUUACGACAAUAACUUGUGAUUCCCUUUGUGUGUCAUAUUUUAGAUCUUAAGCACUGCCAAAAAUAGAUUGUUAAUAAAUAAAAGUAAAUAAACGCCAUUUAUGUA